CAGAACCAGAAACACUUGAACCGUUAUACCUGCUGGAACCUUUACACAAAGUCUCUCAAAGCCGUCAAACAUGUUCCUUCACGCCGUUUUUUUCCUCCUUGCCGUCGUUGCUAAAGGAAUGACAGUGACAGAGAAUACUACGCCUAAUAGUAACACCACUGAGGGACACACCACCACCUCAGUAUUUGACCCACCCUCAACCAGCAACUUCAAUAUCAGUUUCACAACUGCUCCGACUGUCACGACCAAAUCUACAUCCGUGACUGCAUCCACGACGUACACAACAGGGCCUUCUUCAUAUCCAUCCACCGAGGCUGUGACUGAGAACAGCUCCUUGACUGACUCUCAUGUUUCUUCACCAGCAACUCCACCCACUGGUACAAACCAGCCUGACGUAGAUGCAACCGCCACACCUACAUUUACCUCAACAAUCAAUUACACAACUCCUUUUGUCAAGCAAACAACGACUGCUUCAACAGGCAAUCACACAACUAUGACUGUACCAACUGAGAAUCAGACAGCUAUGACUGUACCAACUGAGAAUCAGACAACUAUGACUGUACCAACUGAGAAUCACACAGCUAUGACUGUACCAACUGAGAAUCAGACAACUAUGACUGUACCAACUGAGAAUCACACAACUAUGACUGUACCACCUGAGAAUCACACAGCUAUGACUGUACCAACUGAGAAUCACACAACUAUGACUGUACCACCUGAGAAUCACACAACUAUGACUGUACCAACUGAGAAUCACACAACUAUGACUGUACCACCUGAGAAUCACACAGCUAUGACUGUACCAACUGAGAAUCAGACAACUAUGACUGUACCAACUGAGAAUCAGACAACUAUGAAUGUACCAACUGAGAAUCACACAACUAUGAAUGUACCAACUGAGAAUCACACAACUAUGACUGUACCAACUGAGAAUCAGACAACUAUGAAUGUACCAACUGAGAAUCACACAACUAUGACUGUACCAACUGAGAAUCACACAACUAUGACUGUACCAACUGAGAAUCAGACAACUAUGAAUGUACCAACUGAGAAUCACACAACUAUGAAUGUACCAACUGAGAAUCACACAACUAUGACUGUACCAACUGAGAAUCACACAACUAUGACUGUACCAACUGAGAAUCAGACAACUAUGAAUGUACCAACUGAGAAUCACACAACUAUGAAUGUACCAACUGAGAAUCACACAACUAUGACUGUACCAACUGAGAAUCAGACAACUAUGAAUGUACCAACUGAGAAUCACACAACUAUGACUGUACCAACUGAGAAUCACACAACUAUGACUGUACCAACUGAGAAUCAGACAACUAUGACUGUACCAACUGAGAAUCACACAACUAUGACUUCUUCAGCAGGCAAUCACACAACUAUGAAUGUACCAACUGGGAAUCAGACAACUAUGACUGUACCAACUGAGAAUCAGACAACUAUGUUUACCCCAGCAAUCAAUCACACAACUGAUUUUGCCAAUCAUACAACUAUGAUUACUCCAACCAGCAAUCACACAACUACACCAGCACCAAGCAGCACUUACACAACUGUGAUUACCCCAACAGUUAAUCACACAACUAGAAUUGGCCCCACAACCAAUCACACAACUACACUUGGCAAUCACACAACCAUGACCAACACAGCACUGACCAGCAAGCACCCAACAACUGCAACAACAACAAAACAAAACAAUGGCACAAUGUUGAGUACGGCAGGUCCAGAAAACUCUACAGCUGUUGUUCCGACUGAAACGACACAUUCUACCAACACCACUCCUGAGUUCACCCUGUCCACGACUACACCCUCAUCUACCACAGUGUCUGUCACCACAGAAACAACCAAUAGAACAGAGAUGACCACUGUUGUUUCUGGAUCCCCACCAUCUCCACCUGUUGUCACCUCCAACUCCAGCUCUGUCCCUCCCAUCACUCCCCCAGGUGCUAGUACUCCAUCUCCCACUGGACAGUCUACCAACCCUAGUCCCUCAGCAACAGCUUCAGGAGGAAUUACACCUUCUCUUCGUACCAGUCAAGCCACCAUCAUCACCACCAUUGGACCAUCCACCACAGUAACCUCACCCAUCACUGCCGCCCCUGUCAUAGUGUGUCCCGCUUCUCCAUGUCCACUUGAAAGCAUCUGUUUAAACAACACCUGCCAGUGUCUGUCUGGCAGCUUCCUGCAGAACGACCGUUGCGUUGAGGCCCAAGUGUUCCCAGGCCAGCUUCAUCUCACCACCUUGACCUUUCAGAGUGAAAUGAGCGACAGGUCUUCACAGAUAUUCCAGGAAACGGCAGCUAAUAUCUCAGCAGCGCUCUUCAAUGCCCUGAAGAACCAACAGGGCUAUGUAAGAUCUGAUGUUGUGCAGCUGCUACCAGGCAGCGUACAAGCAAAUGUGAAUAACAUCUUUGAGAACACCAACACCACUAAACAAGCUGUCAAUGAGGCCAUUAAUGCAGCUAUAGCCAGUUCGAGUGGAAACAGUUUGUUAGCUCAGGCGACAUUUACAGACACAGAUCUGUGUGAGCAGACCCCUCGACAUUGUGACCUCUCCUCUACAACAUGUAGUCAUAAAAAUGGUCAAAUCACUUGUAAAUGUCAAGAUGGCUACAUCGCCACCGUUUACUCCAAUUUCAGCUGCAAAGCAUGUCCUAGUGGUCAGAUGGCAGUGGGUGACACCUGCCAACAGUGUUCAUUUGGAUAUUCUGGUUUCAACUGCAAUGAUUCGGCCUUGUUGGCAGUGGUGGUCAUUUCCUGUGUAUUAGGGGGCAUUCUGCUCAUCCUGGUACUGGCUUUAUUAAUAUACUGCUGCAGGAACAUGUGCUCAGAGAAAAAUCCGGAGUUCAGCACGAGCCCGUAUUCAGUAGAAAAUAUCAAUCAGCUGUGGUCAGGUACCGGCGUCAUCCCCAUCCCUCGUGCCACCUCCAACUGGGAGGAAAAUCCAAAUGCUAUAGAGAUGAGAGAAGGGGGCAGCACUUCCUCUUUGGUGGACAAACAGCGGCAAACCAACGGAUCGGGGUUUCUCCCAAAAUACAAGGAAUGGAGAAAGACGGGAUCGUACGACCUCAACCCAGAGCAAAUGAACACCUUCAAAGGGAAGAACCCCUCCCGUUACUCCUACCUUGUCCCAGGCCACGAGAACCCAUACUUCUUAGCAGGAGAGGACAAGACAAACUGAACAUCUGUCCAGCUGCCUGUAAAUGACAUCGCUGAGGAACCAAACAUGGGAAUGAAUCAAGAAGGUGUCACUUACUUGAAGCUGUGGGACUCCGUGCAAAUGCCAGAUUAUUUAUGAAGAUAUUUUUUUAAUUGCUUUGAUUCAUGAGCCAAAGAGAUUCAAUCACACAAGGAAUAAUUGUUGAACAUUUUUUUUUAACAACCAAGCUUUUGUUCAUUGUUUCUGUUACGAGUGAGCUCAGUGAUGCCGGUUAUAGCUAGCAGAUGUCACUAUUGCUGAGCAGAAG
Messenger RNA from Thalassophryne amazonica, 3476 nucleotides. Its product is annotated as mucin-2. The coding region runs from base 71 to 3190 and encodes 1039 amino acids. The record is from RefSeq and is a predicted model, not a curated record. Gene Ontology annotation, biological process: cell-cell junction assembly. NCBI's taxonomy places the organism in Eukaryota, Metazoa, Chordata, Actinopteri, Batrachoidiformes, Batrachoididae. The transcript is spliced from 15 exons.